UUCUUCCUCCUGUGCUGGUUCCAAGACACAGCGAGUAUAAUCCCCAGCACAGCCUCCUCGCUCAGUUCCGUAACUUGGGACAAAACGAGCCUCACAUGCCGCUCAACGCCACCUUUCCAGAUUCUUUCCAGCAACCCAACAGCCACCCAUUUCCUCACUCCCCCAGCAGCAGUUACCCAAACUCUCCUGGAAGCAGCAGCAGCACCUACCCUCACUCCCCCACCAGCUCGGACCCGGGCAGCCCUUUCCAGAUGCCAGCUGAUACGCCCCCACCUGCUUACCUGCCUCCUGAAGACCCCAUGACCCAGGACGGCUCUCAGCCAAUGGACACAAACAUGAUGGCACCUUCACUGCCCUCAGAGAUCAACAGAGGAGAUGUUCAGGCAGUCGCUUAUGAGGAACCAAAACACUGGUGCUCUAUUGUCUACUAUGAGCUCAACAAUCGCGUGGGUGAGGCAUUCCAUGCCUCCUCCACAAGCGUGUUGGUGGAUGGUUUCACUGACCCUUCCAACAAUAAGAACCGUUUCUGCCUUGGGCUGCUUUCCAACGUUAACCGGAAUUCCACUAUCGAAAACACCAGGCGACAUAUUGGAAAAGGAGUUCAUCUUUAUUACGUUGGAGGGGAGGUAUAUGCCGAAUGCCUCAGUGACAGUAGCAUCUUUGUGCAAAGUCGGAACUGCAACUAUCAUCACGGAUUUCAUCCCACUACUGUUUGCAAGAUUCCUAGUGGAUGUAGUUUGAAAAUUUUUAACAACCAAGAAUUUGCUCAGUUAUUGGCACAGUCUGUGAACCAUGGUUUCGAGACGGUCUAUGAGCUCACAAAAAUGUGUACUAUACGCAUGAGUUUUGUAAAGGGCCCCCGGCUUCUGCCUCUUGAAAACUAUUGAGCCUUGCAUGUACUUGAAGGAUAGAUGAGUCAGACCCAAGGAGCGCUGACAACGGAGCCGUGAUCAUACUUGACCUCUGUGACCAACUGUUGGAUUCAGAAGUUUAAAAAGCCUUGGUAACAUGCUGUUGAUAUCAAGAACCUGUUUAGUUUACAUUGUGACAUUGUAUUGUAAAAUCACCUAAAAUGCAGACGUUUAGCAGGACUUUGUGUAUAGCUAAAGAAGAUGGUCAAGCCAGGGACAACUCAUCCAUUAGAGGAGCAGUCCUAAGAGAUUCUUUUGGUGUCGGCACUUUAAGGCCAUCGUUUACAGAAGGUUAGCAUUAACAGUCAGUCUUUCUGAGGUGUGUUUUUAUCAGGUUUAGAGCCCAUGUCGAAUCUUCUUUUCAUGGGUUUUCAUAAUAUUUUAAAACUAUUUGUUUAGUAAUGGUUUUUGUUUGUUUGUUUUUUUGAGUAAAGGUUAAUCUUUAUGAUACAUAGUAAUCUUUCUAAAACUGUAUCCUGACCAUACUGCUGUCAGAAUAAUGGUAGACAUAUGCUCUUUGCUAAAUAUGUAUGUACAGAAUAUUUGGAAGUUAAAAAUUGAAUAGACUAGUGAAUCUAGAAGUAUUCAGGGGGUGAGGGAAAGGGAAGUGACAACUGCAAAUGUAGAAUAUACUGUAAAAUUCAGUUUGUUGCCUUAAACAAACUGGUGUCUGAAUUUUGCUGUGUUUCAGUUUUUUAGAGAUUUUAUCGUACUUAUUUUUCUUGGCAUUCUUCUAUCCCAUCCUCUCCAAAAAGCAGUUCUGCAGCUGGUUAAUUCAUAUAACUGUGAGAGCAAAUGAAUAAUUCCUGCUGUUCUCAAAUUGACUGCCUAUAUGUUUCAAUACCAAGUGUAAAGGAGCGCUUCAAUUUAAUAAGCAGUUUUUAUGGAGUUUACAGUACAGAAAUAAAUAGGCUUAAUUUUCAAGUGAAUUGUUUGCCAAACUUAAUAACUCUGUUCAAUAUUUGGAGCAUUUAAAGAACAUCCCUGUUUAAAUCCAUUUCAGACUUUUUUUAUUUUUUUGUACUAUGUUUGGUUUUAUUUUUCUUCUGUUAAUCUUUUAUA
This is a messenger RNA of Castor canadensis (American beaver), 1973 nucleotides long. The record is from RefSeq and is a predicted model, not a curated record. NCBI's taxonomy places the organism in Eukaryota, Metazoa, Chordata, Mammalia, Rodentia, Castoridae.